UCAAAUCGCCGUAGCAGCCAAAGGCAAAUACGAAACCCAGAAACAUCAACAGAAAAUAAAAAGAAAAUAAUAAAGAAAGCAAGACGGAGACAGGAAAGGAGUAAUGGGGUCCGGCCGAAGAUGGGCUGUUUCUUUCUCCGAUAAUUCCACCUCUCCUUCGUGCCGUGACAUCCGCGAUCCCCCCGGCUUCACUCGUGCCUCUGUGGAUCAGGACGAUUCGACUGCGAGUCGCCAAAAGAAGGAUGCUGAAUCCAAUUGGAAAGCUCAGAAAGCUUGGGAAGUGGCACAAGCACCAUUCAAGAAUUUGCUAAUGAUGGGCUUCAUGAUGUGGAUGGCUGGAAAUACAGUGCAUCUCUUUAGCAUUGGUAUAACUUUUUCUGCACUUUGGCAGCCUGUUAGUGCUCUUCAAGGUGUUGGGAAGGUUUUUGAGCCUUAUAAAGACAGUAAAGUAGAACUUCUUGGGCCUAAGUUGCUUUUCAUUGCUCUUAAUUUGGGUGGUUUAGCACUUGGUGUUUGGAAGCUUAACACUUUGGGGCUUCUUCCAACACAUGCAUCGGAUUGGGUGUCAUCCUUACCCCCUGCUCAGGAGGUAGAGUAUUCGGGUGGAGGCAUUCCUCUGUGAUGAGAGGACUUAUGAAAGGCUAGUGGGACUUGAGACGUUUUGUUCUGUUUUCUUUUGAAGAUGGAGAACACCCGCAGAUAUUUUAUCUUAAAUUGUAUGAAACAUGUAGCUGUAGUGAUUACGAAUAUGAGUUUAUUUUAUUUUGCGACUUGAGAAUGGAUUAACAUAAAAACCUAAAAUUAUGUUCGAGGUAAUAUUUUUCUUAUUAAAAAAAACAAAUAAUCCCUUUG
Molecule: messenger RNA, 852 nt
Organism: Hibiscus syriacus
Lineage: Eukaryota; Viridiplantae; Streptophyta; Magnoliopsida; Malvales; Malvaceae
Product: ER membrane protein complex subunit 4-like
Exons: 7
Coding region: 104-622 (172 amino acids)
Biological process (GO): protein folding in endoplasmic reticulum
Cellular component (GO): EMC complex
Source: RefSeq, a predicted model, not a curated record